This is a messenger RNA of Capsella rubella, 1557 nucleotides long. Its product is annotated as probable inorganic phosphate transporter 1-6. NCBI's taxonomy places the organism in Eukaryota, Viridiplantae, Streptophyta, Magnoliopsida, Brassicales, Brassicaceae. The record is from RefSeq and is a predicted model, not a curated record. The coding region runs from base 1 to 1557 and encodes 518 amino acids. Gene Ontology annotation, cellular component: membrane. Gene Ontology annotation, molecular function: phosphate transmembrane transporter activity. The transcript has a single exon. Gene Ontology annotation, biological process: phosphate ion transport; transmembrane transport.
AUGGCGGCUAACGAAGAACAAGGAAGUAUUUUGAAAGCUCUUGACGUAGCAAAGACUCAAUGGUACCACUUCACAGCGGUUAUAGUCUCUGGUAUGGGUUUCUUCACAGACUCAUACGAUCUCUUCGUGAUAUCUCUUGUCACGAAGCUCCUUGGCCGGAUCUACUACCAAGUUCCUGGCUCAUCCUCUCCUGGAAGUCUCCCUGAUGGCAUCUCUGCGGCCGUGAGCGGUGUGGCCUUUGCCGGGACGUUUCUCGGACAGAUCUUUUUCGGGUGUCUUGGUGAUAAGCUCGGACGUAAGAGAGUCUAUGGUUUGACACUCUUGAUCAUGACCAUAUGCUCUAUAUGUUCUGGUCUUUCCUUUGGUCGUGACCCCAAACUUGUCAUGGUAACUCUUUGCUUCUUCCGCUUCUGGCUCGGGUUUGGUAUCGGUGGUGACUAUCCUCUCUCGGCUACGAUCAUGUCCGAGUAUGCUAACAAACGUACUCGUGGUGCGUUCAUAGCUGGGGUUUUUAGUAUGCAAGGAGUUGGGAUCUUAGCCGCGGGAGCUGUCUCGUUACUUGUCUCUUAUAUUUUCGAGAUUAGCUUUCCAUCUCGAGCCUAUGCAUUGGACGGUGCAGCCUCAACAGUACCACAAGCGGAUUACGUGUGGAGGAUCAUUCUCAUGGUAGGUGCUGUACCAGCUCUCGCGACUUACUACUGGCGUAUGAAGAUGCCUGAAACUGCUCGUUACACUGCACUAGUCUCCAAGAACGCUGACCAAGCUGCUUCGGAUAUGAGUAGGGUUCUUAACGUAGACGUUGAAGCCUCUUCAGCGAAACAUGACCAAGCUAGGGUUUCAACUGACGAGUUUGGCUUGUUCACCAAGAAAUUCCUUAGCCGUCAUGGACUUCACUUAUUCGGAACAGCCAUCACAUGGUUCCUCCUUGACAUUGCUUUCUACAGCCAAAACUUGUUCCAGAAAGAUAUCUUCACCACCAUUGGAUGGUUACCUCCGGCUAAAACCAUGAACGCAAUCCAAGAGCUCUACGUAAUCGCUAGGGCACAAACCCUAAUCGCUCUUUGCAGUACGGUUCCAGGUUACAUUGCUACUAUAAUUUUUAUCGACAGAUUGGGACGGUACAAGAUUCAGAUUAUUGGAUUCACUAUGAUGACUGUCUUCAUGUUGGCUUUAGCCGUACCAUACCAUCAUUGGACUUUACCAGCUAACCGGAUUGGUUUUGUGAUCUUAUACUCUUUAACCUUCUUCUUCUCCAACUUUGGACCUAACGCAACCACGUUCAUUGUCCCGGCUGAGAUUUUUCCGACGAGGCUUAGGUCGACUUGUCACGGUAUCUCGGCGGCGUCUGGUAAAGCUGGUGCAAUGGUCGGUUCAUUUGGGUUUGCUGCUUUGGUUAAGGCUGUAGGUAUGAGUACGACGUUAUACAUCAUGGCAGGUAUCAAUGGUCUUGGCUUGCUGGUCACGUUAUUUAUCAUUCCGGAGUCUAAGGGGAUAUCACUUGAGGAGCUUACAGGCGAAACUGAACCGGAGAAAACUCAGGACAAGAUUGUUGUUUAG